Ornithodoros turicata is the source of this 4163-nucleotide messenger RNA. RefSeq names its product F-box-like/WD repeat-containing protein TBL1XR1 (gene ebi). The record is from RefSeq and is a predicted model, not a curated record. NCBI's taxonomy places the organism in Eukaryota, Metazoa, Arthropoda, Arachnida, Ixodida, Argasidae. Gene Ontology annotation, biological process: regulation of transcription by RNA polymerase II. Gene Ontology annotation, molecular function: protein binding; transcription corepressor activity. The coding region runs from base 315 to 1889 and encodes 524 amino acids. The transcript has 15 exons. Gene Ontology annotation, cellular component: histone deacetylase complex.
GUUGCCGUUUGCGGAUGUACACAAAUGUGUCUAGCUUGCGCCGGAGAAACGGCAGGGGUCGCCAUUUAUAGCCUUUCUGAUUUUUUUCGGCGAUGGCUCGAAGUUUUAUUUACAUUUUAGUGAAUUUGCGAACAACUAUGCCUGGUUCACACUCGUGAUCGACGUGGAAGUUGACUGGGCUCCCUCUGAUCACAAGUUUUGUUCAGUUUAUUGGUGUAGAACUUUGUUCAGCCUUUAUAAUUGUGCAGCACUACUGGAGCUGUUCGCCGAAGUCGUUUGACGGAUCUUAUGUGGAUUUACGGUCCAGUUUCAAGAUGAGUUUUAGCAGCGAUGAGGUUAACUUCCUUGUGUACAGAUACUUGCAAGAAUCAGGGUUUUUCCACUCUGCAUACACAUUUGGCAUCGAGAGCCACAUUAGCCAAUCAAAUAUCAACGGGGCCCUUGUGCCCCCUGCAGCACUACUUUCGAUAAUUCAGAAAGGGCUGCAAUACACAGAAGCAGAAAUUAGUAUAGGGGAGGAUGGAUCAGAGCGAAUGAUAGAAUCCCUCUCACUCAUCGAUGCCGUAAUGCCUGACGUCGUCGCCUCCAGGCAGCAGCAGGCUCAUAAUAGCAAGAAUUCGGCUGUGGUGAAAGCAGAACCCAACAACACUAAUGGUGAUGAUGGAAGUCACAACUUUGCGAUCAAGCCACAGAUUCCGGACAAAUCUUGCCGAUUACGUUUAAUGACACCACAGAGCACUGAUGGUGAAGGCACCUGUUCCCAACCAUGUGCAGCCAAUCAUAAUGAGAACAUGGAGGUGGACGGCAAUGUGGAGAUUCCGAGCAGUCGGGCAACCAUUCUACGGGGUCAUGAGUCGGAAGUGUUCAUCUGUGCCUGGAAUCCAACCUCCGACCUCCUGGCAUCCGGGUCUGGAGAUUCCACCGCACGCAUAUGGAACAUGAAUGACAACAGUCAGAGCCCGAAUCAACUUGUGCUACGGCACUGCAUUCAAAAGGGUGGAACGGAAGUCCCAAGCAACAAAGAUGUUACAUCUCUUGAUUGGAAUUCCGACGGCACAUUGCUGGCAACCGGGUCGUACGAUGGUUUCGCACGGAUAUGGACAACAGACGGGCGACUUGCAAGCACGCUCGGACAGCAUAAGGGACCAAUAUUUGCGCUGAAGUGGAACAGGAAAGGAAAUUACAUCCUUAGCGCAGGUGUUGAUAAGACAACAAUAAUCUGGGACGCAAGUACUGGACAGUGCACGCAGCAGUUUGCUUUUCACACAGCACCGGCCCUUGAUGUUGAUUGGCAGACCAACACUAGUUUUGCGUCCUGCUCUACAGAUCAGUGCAUUCAUGUCUGCAAACUGGGCUCUGACAAACCCAUCAAGACAUUCACAGGGCACACGAAUGAAGUUAAUGCUAUCAAAUGGGACCCACAGGGUGUACUCUUGGCCUCUUGUUCAGAUGACAUGACGUUAAAGAUUUGGAGCAUGAAACAAGACACGUGUGUUCAUGACCUGCAAGCUCAUAGUAAAGAGAUAUACACCAUCAAGUGGAGUCCCACAGGGCCUGGAACAAACAAUCCUAAUCUCAGCCUUAUCUUGGCUAGUGCGUCCUUCGAUUCAACGGUUCGGCUCUGGGAAGUGGAGCGGGGUGUUUGCCUCUACACGUUAACCAAGCACACAGAGCCAGUGUACAGUGUGGCGUUCAGCCCCGACGGGAAAUACUUGGCCAGCGGAUCAUUCGACAAGUGUGUCCAUAUCUGGUCAACGCAAACUGGGAACUUGAUUCACAGUUACAAGGGAACAGGAGGCAUUUUCGAGGUUUGUUGGAACUCCAGGGGCGACAAAGUGGGGGCUAGUGCAUCGGAUGGCUCGGUAUUUGUGCUCGAUCUGCGAAAGUGAUAAUGUGCCUAGAAGCGUUCACAGCAUAGAUCACUAUUCCGCUUUGCUUGGAUGUGCAAAGGCGCCUCUACGGUCAAACGCUGUCUUGCGCCCAGGAACAACGAGCAUCACGAAAACGUGGCCGGUUGGUUUUGGGGCGGAGAACAUCAUCAGGGGUCCAGAAGCAAAGCUUCAUCAACACUUGCAUCACAGUACUUUGCUUGUCUCCAGUUGCUGCAUUAUCAUCAUGUCCAGUGUUGCAUUGUGCAAUGAAGGAACACUUACCUUUUUGUGCAGCUGGGAUUUCAUACUUUUUAGGUGACUUGAAAAAAAGUGAUACUGUUGUAGUAAUACUUUUAAGAGUAUAAAGAGACUAGGCGUCAAUUAAUAACAAAUUCAAUAAAGGCAAAAUUAGUAGCUUUCCUUUUUUUUUUUUUUUUUUACAUUGACAUCACCUUUGCAUUGUUGAGUUUACACUGACAUUGUGCUCAUCACCCAGUUCAUCAGCCGUCUUUCAUUAUGAGAUGACAGUGCUAUAUACUGACGAAUGUUGGCUUCUCCACUUAGAUGUAACGCUCUAUCGGGAGGGUGGGAAAGUUGACCCAUUCGGCGAACGCUGGUUUUAAGAGUGUUCUUAAAGGGUUCUUACAUUUCCUUGGUAUUGCUGUCCAGACAUUCUGGAGAGACUGCUAAGUUAUCUGCUCUGUGUACAUAGUGUAGGUGGACAUAGGUUAGGGGGGCAGGAGGGAUACGGAUGAUGUUUACCUUUAUAUUUUUGCCUGUACAUACUGCAGUGUUAAUAGGUGACAGACAUGUACACACUGUGAGGACUGAGAGAGACACUCGUGAAGAAGGGAACGUCGAACAGAUUGUGUCGGAACAUUUUUCAGUUCUGGAGCGCUAUUACCUUUCGGCAUUGCUGUUUAGCUCCUUGUUUUAGGAAGGCCAUACGCUGCAGGGAUCACUUCCCGCAAUAUUCCAACGAAGGUUAUUCGACGCCGCGAAGUCCAGCACAUGGUUGUCCGCGGGAGGGAGGGAGAAAAAGGAAGUUCAGUAGGCGACUCAAAAUUGAAGGACAAUAAAAUUUGAAAUGAGGAUUGUUUUCUACAAUGUCUUUUUGAGGAAUAUCCCCCUUGUAUCAGUCCCCCUUUUUAGAGUGCAGAUUUAUGCGUCUGCGAGCUACGGACCUCGUACUGUGAAAAGCAGAAAAGACGUUGUACAGAUCGGCAUCACCACCGUUCAACGAUACCAAAUGUUCAUCGGGUUGUGGACGACAGGUGUCCGCUGUGGAAUCCAUCCAUCCAUUCAUUUUAUACACUUUAUGUAAUGUCACAUGCGGGAGAUGAAUGUACAUAGGGGAAAUACAUUGCUGGCAGUUCGGGUGCACCUUUUUACGACGUGGUAACUUUCACUGUAAAUAGGUUUCAUAAAGCAUUUCUCUUUUGUAGCAUCAUUUUGAUCUCAACGCGCUACUCAUUUCACUAAAUUUACGUCGGCCAUAUGCCAGCUUGGUGCAAAGAGGGUUACAGGGGGGACAUUCGAAACAUCCAGCCCACUGAGGACUGCAUUCAAAGUUCUAUCGUUCCUACUAUUUCUCGUGAACCUGAAGUGCAAUUUUUAGGCCAGAAUCGGUUGACAUUCUUGUAGUCCUACACGUUGAAUUGCAUUGAUUAUAUGUUGGGCUCUGAUACUUGCGGUGUUUUCAUUUGGCAAAACUACGGAGGGGAGGGGGGGGGGGGGAGUGCUUACCAGUGUUUUCAAUUUCUGGAAAAUUUAGCGUUUUUUGGAAUUCCCGUUUGCUUUGACACCUCCGAAAACACAAAAUUUUCCAGAAAUUGCAAACUUUGGUGACUCUGAAAGCUCUGAAAACUCGAAGUGAAAAGUGUCAAAUGAAAGCACGGAAAGGUCUGAUCCCUAAUCAUAUGUUACACAGUGCUGGCAUAUAAUUGUCCUCUGUGCUUUGAGGUCUUCAUCUUGCAGUUUCUUAAAAAUAUCCUCUUUCUGUUUGUUUUGCUCGGGAUCAAAAUCUGCAGCUUCUGCGGCCGUGGGGCUUGGUUGUGCAAAGAAUGUGUGGAGUUAGAAUUUGCGUUUAUGCAUGGUACUAACACUUCCUUGCAUCCAUUGGCAGUCGGGAUGAAUGACACUGAGCCACAGCUGUGUUUCAAAAAGUAACGCAAGGUACAUCCGUUCUAAGAAAGAGGCUAUUGAGUAAAAGAGGCUGUGAAACAUGUGGGAUCGAUUUAACAGAAAUGGUGAUUACAGGUGAUAUGAUGUGAAAUAAAUUGCGACCUUGUA